Molecule: messenger RNA, 840 nt
Organism: Pseudovirgaria hyperparasitica
Lineage: Eukaryota; Fungi; Ascomycota; Dothideomycetes; Acrospermales; Acrospermaceae
Product: Phosphoribosylformimino-5-aminoimidazole carboxamide ribotide isomerase
Exons: 3
Coding region: 1-840 (279 amino acids)
Biological process (GO): L-histidine biosynthetic process; L-tryptophan biosynthetic process
Cellular component (GO): cytoplasm
Molecular function (GO): 1-(5-phosphoribosyl)-5-[(5-phosphoribosylamino)methylideneamino]imidazole-4-carboxamide isomerase activity
Source: RefSeq, a predicted model, not a curated record
AUGACACGCUUCCGCCCCUGCAUCGACCUCCACGCCGGCAGCGUCAAGCAAAUCGUCGGCGGCACCCUCUCCCCCAGCACCCCGUCCACCCUCCGCACAAACCACAUCUCCCCGCACCCAGCCCGCCACUUCGCCCAGCUCUACAAAGCCCACGACCUCCGCGGCGCACACAUCAUCAUGCUCGGCCCCGGCAACGAAGCCGCCGCGCGGGAAGCCCUCGAUACAUGGCCCGGCGGCCUGCAAGUCGGCGGCGGGAUCAACGACGGGAAUGCUGCAUCGUGGAUUGCGUGGGGCGCCGAGAAGGUAAUCCUAACCUCACACCUCUUCCCCAACGGCACCUUCUCGCAAGCCCGCCUCGACAGCGUGCUCCGCGCGCUCGACAACGACACGCACAAGCUCGUCAUCGACCUGAGCUGCCGCCGACGCGGCUCAACCUGGUUCGUCGCGACGGAUAAGUGGCAGACUGUCACGGACAUGGAACUUAAUCAAGAAACAAUAUCCCACCUCCAACCGCACUGCUCCGAAUUCCUCAUCCACGCCGCGGACAACGAAGGCCUGCAGUCGGGCAUCGACAGCGCUCUUGUCCAGAAGCUCGCCCGCUGGUGCGAUAUACCCGUCACGUAUGCCGGCGGUGGGCGCAGUAUCGCGGAUCUGGAGCUUGUCAGGACGCUGAGCGGCGGCAAGGUGGACUUGACGAUUGGGAGUGCGCUGGAUGUGUUUGGUGGGGCCGGGGUGCGGUUUGAGGAGUGUGUGAGGUGGAAUGCUAGGGAGGAUGGGGGGGAGGGUGAGGAUAGGGGGGAGGAUAGGGGGGAGGAUGGUGAGGGUGAGAAGGAGGGAUGA